This is a messenger RNA of Sclerotinia sclerotiorum 1980 UF-70, 288 nucleotides long. RefSeq lists its product with no specific name. The transcript is spliced from 3 exons. The record is from RefSeq and is a predicted model, not a curated record. Lineage: Eukaryota; Fungi; Ascomycota; Leotiomycetes; Helotiales; Sclerotiniaceae. The coding region runs from base 1 to 288 and encodes 95 amino acids.
AUGGCAUUGCAAGUGGUGCUGACUCUGGGAGAUGCGUAUGAUGAUUUGAAAUGGUUUCCAAGUGCUGUGAUUCUGUUAAAUCUUUGCCUCUCUCCCCAAUCAAAUCCACCUCGCUCCGCUCCUCAAAUAUGUUCAAGAAAGGAAUUGAAGGCAGAGAUACGCUUGACUCCUGAGAGGUUGGCAGUACAAGUGAAAUGGUUGAUGUCACAACAUGAGUUAUAUCUGCCAGGGGCAGACGUAGGAAAAGAGCAACGAAGAAUUCGUCUCCGCCGUUUGAAUGAUAGGUAG